Messenger RNA from Centruroides sculpturatus (bark scorpion), 1951 nucleotides. RefSeq lists its product as uncharacterized. Lineage: Eukaryota; Metazoa; Arthropoda; Arachnida; Scorpiones; Buthidae. The record is from RefSeq and is a predicted model, not a curated record. The coding region runs from base 268 to 591 and encodes 107 amino acids. The transcript is spliced from 3 exons.
AAACAGAUUAGAUCAUAUUAAAAGAUGAUUAUAUGGCACUGGUCAUGCUUUCAUGAGAAAAUGCCAUUUAAAUUUUAUGAAAUUCUUUAGUUUAAAUAGCCAGUUUAUUAGUCAGAAAUGUGCUAGAGACAUAAUAUUCUAGAUACUUUAUGCCAGUUUAAUAAAUUUGGAUAUAUUUGUAAUCUAUAAUAAUUUCAAAAUAUGUAUUAAAAUCAAGUAAAUAUUUGUAUUUUGAUUUGUCUUUUAUUUUAAUAGUCAUGUCCUGAGAUGAUGGAAAAACUACUUUUUUCUAACAUAUUGGAUAAGGUUAGAGAUAAUGAAGACGAAACUAUGGGAAGGAAACUUGUUGAAGUAGUUAAAUCAACAGCAACUUCCCAAAUGACUAAAGGAGCUGCUUUUAGUGGCUUGAUGAAUGCAUUCAAAAAAAAACGAACAUACUUUCCAAACAACCCAAUACAUGAUGUAGACGGAGUUUUAAUGCUCUUAAUAAAUGUGAAGCAUAUUUUGAAGAGAGAACAUUUUUUAAUUGUUUCAUGCAACAAAAAAACAAACUACAAUUUUUCUUUUUUACAAAAAUGUAAAGUAUUUUAACACACAUUAUAAUGUAAAUGUAUUUAAAAUUAAAACUACAUUAUUUACCAAAAAGUGUAAUUUCUGUAUAACAAAAUUUUCCUGUAGUGAUUAUUUGUUCCCCAGAAUAUAGAAGUUUUUAUAUACAAAGGAAUUACUUUUAUUACAGAUUCAUGAAGCAAACAUGCUGUUGGUCCAAAUAUUAAUCAAUAUCUUUUGCUAGUUUUAAUUUAGAGGGACAAAAAUCGCUCUCAAUCUAUUUUUGAGUUUAUAUUUCUUGUCCGUUUAAUGUUUCCUUUGAUUUUGAUAACUGUCUGUGGUACACAUUAACAUUCAAUGAACUGAAUUUUAGCAUCAUUGUUUAGCAAUUUAAUCAUCAGCCUACUUUCCCUGGCAUGAUGUACUGUACAGGAUCAGUGGAAAUUAAGUAACUAAGAAUUGAGAAAUUGAUAUAAUUUUUUUAAUAAUAAUGCAAUUGUAAUAAACUUUGUGUACAUACAUCAAUAAAUGGAAUUUUUACAAUUCAUAAAUUGAUUGUGUAGGCAGUGACCAAGAGAGGCUGCAUGAACAAUGGCAAACAAGAUGGCUGACCUAUUUGUCUGCUCAGGAAUGAGCACAGAUUGUUGCUUGCUAUGAGGUGUGAAAAUCAGUGGUUGUUGUGCAGAGAUGGUGGCAUUUGGUGAAGGGAGCAUAUGCUACAAUCCAUUUGGAAACAAUCAAGAAUUGUCACUUGAAGCUAAAAUGACCACAGGCUCAGUUGCAUAUGCACAGACAAAUAGCCAUCCAUCCACAUCACAAUAUGAGGAAGGUGGCUGUUGGGAGAUUACACUGGUGCCUACAUUGAAUUUUAAUAGAUGCAUCCAUAUUUCCAUUUAAUAAGACACAUGUCAAAUAAUUUUCAUCAUUGUUAGAAAUACUGUAUAUCAGGAGUGGUGAACCUAUGGCAUGUUUGCCAUAGUUGCACAUAAGGAGAAAUCAUCUUAUAUGUAACAUAUCACAAGUUUGAAAAAGACAGGUUAUAAAGCAAUCAUCCUUUUUUCAAUCAACUUUUUUAUGUUAUCCGAAUAUGCUUUAGACUUUGUAUAAUUUUUUAAAAUGUCAUUUAUUCUAAAGUUUUGGUCUGCUUACUAUAUAGCAUGUGGGCUCAAAAAGGUUUGCAGUCCCUUCUGUAUAUCAACAAACUAUUUUGAUUUAUUGAGAACAAGGAGUAUUAUUUCUUGAUAACCUUCAAAUGUUAUCAAGAAACUACUUUGUUUUCUGAACAUUGAUUUUUCCUAUUAAGUCUUAGUUAUGUGAAGUGUCUGUAUUGAUACAAAACUUGAGAGGGUGUUUCCUAGGAAUGAAGAACUAUCUAUUCAAAGCAUUGAGUUAUUUAUGGAAA